AUGAAGUACUCUAUCUUUGCCGCUAUUGCGGCAGCUCUCGCUACCGCUGUCAGCGCUGCUGAUGGCGUUAAGGGUGCUGCUGAGGGUUUCGCCAAGGGUGUAACUGGUGGUGGCAGCGCCGCCCCUGUCUACCCCAAGACCAACGCUGAGCUCAUUAGCUACCUCGGUGAUAACCAGGCCCGCACCAUUGUCCUCACCAAGACCUUCGACUUCACUGGCAGUGAGGGUAAGGUCACCUCUGCUGGUUGCCGUCCCUGGGGCACUGGCUCCGCAUGCCAGAUUGCCAUCAACAAGGACGGAUGGUGCGACAACUACCAGAAGACCGCGCCCAAGGUCCCCAGCAUCACUUAUGAUAAGGCUGGUGUUAUUGGUAUCACUGUUGGCUCCAACAAGUCUCUUGUCGGUCAGGGCAACAAGGGUGUUAUCAAAGGAAAGGGUAUCCGCAUGGCCAACGGCGUCAAGAACAUCAUCAUCCAGAACGUCCGUUUCACCGAGAUCAACCCUCAGUUCGUCUGGGGUGGUGAUGCCAUCACCGUCGACGGCGGCGACAUGAUCUGGAUCGACCACGUCACCACCGACCUGAUUGCCCGCCAGCACAUUGUCCUCGGCGAGAAGGCUUCCGGUCGUGUCACCAUCUCCAACAACGAGAUCAACGGCGCCACCGCCUGGUCCGCUACCUGCGACGGCCACCACUACUGGGGAAUCUAUCUCACCGGCAGCAACGACAUGGUCACCCUCAAGGGCAACUACAUCCACCACACCUCUGGCCGCUCACCAAAGGUCGCCGGUAACACCCUCCUCCACGCUGUCGGCAACUACUUCUACGCCAACUCCGGUCACGCUUUCGAGGCCGACGCCGGUGCCAAGAUUGUCGCUGAGGGCAAUGCCUUCCAGAACGUCAAGUCCGCGUCUCAGUCUGGUCUUGCCGGCAAGGUCUUUGCUUCUGGUGGUGCCGCUUGUAAGAGCGGUCUUGGCCGCAACUGCGAGGCCAACAUUUACGGUUCUUCCCCUGUCAUGGCUGGCUCUGACAGCAGCAUCAUUGGUAGCUUCUCUGGAAAGAACAUUGCCGCUGCCGUGUCUGGUGCCAACGCUAAGAACGUUGUUAACACUGCUGGUUACGGAAGGAUCUAA
Molecule: messenger RNA, 1131 nt
Organism: Bipolaris sorokiniana ND90Pr
Lineage: Eukaryota; Fungi; Ascomycota; Dothideomycetes; Pleosporales; Pleosporaceae
Product: polysaccharide lyase family 1 protein
Exons: 3
Coding region: 1-1131 (376 amino acids)
Molecular function (GO): pectate lyase activity
Source: RefSeq, a predicted model, not a curated record